AUGUCAGUCCUGCUGGCCCUGCUCCUGGGGGCUGCACUCUGCCCCCGUGUCCUCAAUCUCCCAAAGGGCACCACCGAGCUGGAGAUGGUGACCCAGGUGGACAGCGACAACAGCACCCUGGUGGGUGUCCUCAGUCUAGCCCGCAGCAACACCGACUUUGCCUUCAGCCUCUACAAGCUCUUGGCUGCCCAGAGUCCAGGAUCCAACGUGAUCUUCUCCCCAUUCAGCGUCUCCAUGGCCUUGGCCUUCCUGGCACUGGGGGCCUGUGGUUCCACCCAGACCGAGAUCCUAGAGGGCCUCAAGUUCAACCUCACUGAGACCCCCGAGGCCGACAUCCGCCGGGGCUUCCAGCAGCUACUGAGACACCUGAGCCGGCCCGGGAUGCCCCUGCAGCUGAACGUGAACACGGCCAUGUUCCUGGACCAGCAGUUGGACCUGCAGGAGAACUUCCAGCAGGAGGCCCAGGCGUUGUAUGCUGAUGCUUUCUCCACAAACUUCAAGGAUGCCGCUGUGGCAGAGAAGCUCAUCAACAACUAUGUGGAGCAGAAAACCCAGGGGAAGAUCAAGGAGUUGGUCAAGGACCUGGACACAGAGAUCAGGAUGGUCUUGGUGAACUGUCUCUUCCAUAAAGCCCAGUGGAAGACGCCCUUUGACCCCCACGACACCUACCAGUCAAAUUUCCUUGUGAGCGAGAGCAGGAAGGUGAAGGUAUCCAUGAUGAGGGCUGAGGACAUCCGGGUAUCCUACUUCCGGGACGAGGUGCUUGACUGCACCGUGGUGCAGCUCCCGUACAGGGACAGCAGCGCCUGUGCCCUCCUCGUCCUCCCUGACUACGGUCACAUGACCAAAGUGGUCCAACUGCUCCCGGGCACACUCCAACGCUGGAGGGACUCGCUGAAGAUGAGAACCAUCACCCUGCACCUGCCCAAGUUCUCCAUCUCCGGGAACUACGACCUGGAGCAAGUCCUGAUGGAGCUGAGCCUCAGCAGCAUCUUCUCCAAGCAGGCGGAUUUCUCAGGCCUCACCCAGGCUGAGAAGCUACACGUCUCCCAGGUGGUCCACAAGGCUGUGCUGGAUGUUGCGGAGGAAGGCUCUGAAGCAGCAGCAGCCACAGGAAUCAAAUUCUAUCCUCUCUCCGCAAGGUGGUAUAAUACAGUUGUGAACUUUGACAGGCCCUUCCUUGUGGUCCUCCUCUCUGAGGACACACAGAGCAUCCUCUUCCUGGGCAAAGUGGCAGACCCCCAGCAGGCUCCCACUCCCACUGAAAUGGGUCCUGGCCUAAGAAUUCAGCCCUGCCCCAGCCUCAUGGAGCUCUGGCUCCUUCUGAACCUGAUAUUCCUGUGCCACCUGGUGGCCGCCCCCAUGACCACAAAGCUAGGAGGAAUAACCUCCCGGAGGGCACCAUGGAACCGGAUGACCCGGACAGACAGGGACAACAGCGUAACGGUGGGUGUCCUCAGUCUAGCCAGCAGCAACACUGACUUCGCCUUCAGCCUCUACAAGUUCUUGUUUGCACAGAGUCUCAGGUCCAACGUCAUCUUCUCCCCGCUCAGUAUCUCCAUGGCCUUGGCCUUCCUGGCAUUGGAACUCCAGGAUCCCGCGGCUGCCGAGGAGCUCAUCAAUGACUAUGUAGAGCAGAAAACCCAGGGGAAGACCAAGGAGGGGGUCAAGAGCUUGGAUGAAGAGACCCGGAUGGUCUUGACAAAUUUCCUUGUGAGCGAGAGCAGAAAGGUGAAGGUGAUGAGCGCUGAAGACAUCCGGGUGCCCUACUUCCGGGACGAGGUGCUUGACUGCACUGUGGUGCAGCUCCUGUACAAGGAUAGCAGCGCCUGUGUCCUCCUCGUCCUCCCUGACUAUGGUCACGUGGCCAAGGUCGAGGCCACACUCCGGACCCCCUUCAGCAUCAACAAUGGGACCCCUGAGUGGGUGCAGCAGUGUGGUCGGGGGCUCCCAGGCUCUGGUAUCAGCCCAACCCUGGGAAUCAUCACCCUGAACCUGCCGAAGUUCUCCAUCUCCGGGGACUACGACCUGAAGCAAGUGGUCCACAAGGCCAUGCUGGACAUGACCGAGAAUGGCACUAAAAACGCUCCCUUCCGGGGAAAGUUCCACCCUCUUACUCCAAAACCACUGGAGAUUAUGAACUUCAACAGGCCCUUCAUGGUGGUCAUCAUCUCUGAGGACACACAGGACAUCCUCUUACUGGGUAAAGUGGUAAACCUCAAGAAGGCCUGA
Messenger RNA from Sorex fumeus (smoky shrew), 2232 nucleotides. Its product is annotated as serpin A3-8-like. Gene Ontology annotation, biological process: negative regulation of endopeptidase activity. The record is from RefSeq and is a predicted model, not a curated record. Gene Ontology annotation, molecular function: serine-type endopeptidase inhibitor activity. NCBI's taxonomy places the organism in Eukaryota, Metazoa, Chordata, Mammalia, Eulipotyphla, Soricidae.